AUGUCGAGGUCUAUUCAAGAUAAGAAGCUAGGUGCAGGACGUGUUGUGGCAGUGGCAAUUGAGAACAACAAAACAAGCCAAUAUGCAGCUAAAUGGGCUGUUGAUAAUCUUCUUCCUAAAGAUCAACAUCUUUUAUUAGUUCAUGUUAGACAAAGAGCUUCUUCAAUUCCUACAACAACUGGAAAUCAUGUUUCUGUGGAUGGCAAUGAUGAUGUUGCUAGAGCAUACAUGCAACAAAUGGACAAUGAAUCCAAGGAGCUUUUCGCUUCGUUUCGCGUCUUCUGCAAUAGAAAAAAUAUACUAUGCAAAGAAGUCUUGUUGGAAGACUUGGAUGUAUCUAAGGCCAUUAUAGAAGGUAUUGCAACAUAUUCCAUUGAGCUUCUAGUACUUGGUGCAGCAUCAAGGAGUGGUCUUGUAAGAAGAUUUAGGACAACUGAUGUUCCUAACCUUGUGUCUAAAGGAGCACCUCCAUUCUGCACUGUCUACAUUAUUUCCAAAGGAAAAAUUUCAUCUGUGAAAACUGCUACUACUCCAUUAGCAUCUAAAGCUAUACCGCGUAACAAUGGAUUGCAGCAACAACAAAUACUAAAAAAUCCUGAACGAAUGGAUGCACAACAACUAUUGCGAAACCAUCCACCGCGACCAUCAACAGAGAAGCCAGCAUACCUUGCACGCCAUCAAAUCGAAGAAGAUGAAAUCAAAUCACCAUUCACAAGAGGUGCAAGACCAAUUCAUAGAUCAUAUGAGUCCACAAUCCCUGACUCUGAUAUCUCAUUUGUGAGCAGUGGAAGGCCAAGUGUUGAUAGGAUGUUCCCUUCAUUGUAUGAAGAAAUGGACUCACAAACCGGAAUGACCCCUCGGCUUUCGAUAGGCUCGGAUUUCGAUCUCAGAAGCUUCGGUUCGUCUUUCUCAGGUGCCAAGUCAAUUGAUCAAAAUGACUAUUCAUUCAGCUCACAAGACAGUGGGAUGUCCAUGUCAUCACAACCAAGGAUAUCAAACUCGGAUGAAGUGGAAGCUGAAAUGAGGAGAUUGAGGUUAGAAUUGAAGCAAACAAUGGAAAUGUACAGUACAGCUUGCAAGGAAGCAUUGACAGCUAAACAAAAGGCACUCGAACUUCAGCGUUGGAAAUUGGAUGAACAAAGAAAAAUAGAAGAUGCGCGAUUGUCUGAAGAAACAGCGUUGGCAAUAGCUGAGAAAGAGAGAGCAAAAUGUAAAGUUGCUCUGGAGGCAGCAGAAGCAUCUAGAAAAAUUGCAGAGUUGGAAGCACAGAAAAGAGUGAGUGCAGAAAUGAAAUCUCACACAGAAUCUGAGUAUAAGAAGAGGUCAGGAGGAGAUGGUAUGUUACAUGGUCCUGCAAGGUACAGAAGAUACACUAUUGAGGAAAUAGAAGAAGCAACAAAGUACUUUUCUAAUUCACUGAAGAUUGGAGAAGGAGGUUAUGGACCUGUCUACAGAGCUGAACUAGAUCACACUGCAGUUGCAAUAAAAGUGUUAAAACCAGAUGCAGCUCAAGGACGCUCGCAGUUUCAACAAGAGGUUGAAGUGCUGAGUAGCAUAAGGCAUCCAAACAUGGUUCUCCUCUUAGGAGCAUGUCCAGAGUAUGGUUGCCUAGUGUAUGAGCACAUGGCUAGUGGAAGCUUAGAUGAUUGCCUCUUCAGGAGAAACAACAGUAAACUACCAGUUCUUCCGUGGCAGCUAAGAUUCCGAAUUGCAGCGGAGAUUGCCACCGGACUCCUUUUCCUUCACCAGACAAAACCAGAACCGUUGGUGCACCGUGACUUAAAACCUGGAAACAUUUUGCUCGACAGGAACUUCGUCAGCAAGAUCAGUGAUGUUGGGUUGGCAAGGCUAGUCCCUCCUUCGGUUGCAGACACUGUCACACAGUAUCGUAUGACAGCAACUGCUGGAACUUUCUGUUACAUUGAUCCUGAAUACCAGCAAACGGGCAUGCUCGGAACAAAGUCUGAUGUUUACUCACUUGGGAUCAUGCUUCUACAGAUGAUAACAGCAAAGCCACCAAUGGGAUUGAGUCAUCAUGUUGCAAGAUCUAUUGAGAGAGGAACUUUUGCUGAUAUGCUUGAUCCUGCUGUUGAGGACUGGCCAAUGGAACAAGCUAUGCAUUUUGCCAAGCUUGCUCUUCAGUGUGCUGAAAUGAGAAGAAAAGAUAGACCUGAUCUGGGCAAAGUUAUUUUGCCUGAACUCAACAAACUCAGAGAUUUUGCUGAUGAAAAUAUGCCUAUGAUGAUGAUGAUGUAUGGUGGUGCUGCAGGAUUCACACCAAGAAGUAACAACAAUUAUUCGCGCUCUACGUUUUUGCAAUCAAUUCAAGACACAAUGAGUGAAUCACCGUCAAUGUCUGGAAUGUCAGGAUAUGAAAGCCGUUCAAGCUCAUAAUCAGUGGGAAAAAUGUAAAUUCUUCUAUUUUUUCCUGUCAACACUGUGAUGCAUAAAAUGUGUUUCAAGAUGCAGCAGCACCAAAGCUGCAUAAUGACGUAACAUUGCAACAGGCAUCCACAUCAAAGUCAAGUUUUAGGUUAAUUUGCAAUUGACAUUACUACAGGCACGAAUGUAAUUGUAACUAUAACUGUAACUGUUCAAUUGUAUUUAUCAAUUUUUGUCAUUCACGACUGGGUA
Cicer arietinum (chickpea) is the source of this 2634-nucleotide messenger RNA. RefSeq names its product U-box domain-containing protein 35. Lineage: Eukaryota; Viridiplantae; Streptophyta; Magnoliopsida; Fabales; Fabaceae. The record is from RefSeq and is a predicted model, not a curated record. Gene Ontology annotation, molecular function: protein kinase activity; ATP binding. Gene Ontology annotation, biological process: protein phosphorylation.